Hipposideros armiger (great roundleaf bat) is the source of this 3022-nucleotide messenger RNA. RefSeq names its product protein O-mannose kinase (gene POMK). The record is from RefSeq and is a predicted model, not a curated record. The transcript is spliced from 6 exons. Bases 652 to 1704 code for a protein of 350 amino acids. Lineage: Eukaryota; Metazoa; Chordata; Mammalia; Chiroptera; Hipposideridae. Gene Ontology annotation, biological process: carbohydrate phosphorylation; protein phosphorylation; protein O-linked glycosylation. Gene Ontology annotation, cellular component: endoplasmic reticulum membrane. Gene Ontology annotation, molecular function: protein kinase activity; carbohydrate kinase activity; ATP binding.
GCGAGGAACGAGGGGCUGCGGGGCGGGCGGGCGGGCGCGGAAGGCAGCUGGGCUUCCUGCCGGGCCUGCCCCUGGCCAGGUCCGCGCCCCCAAGCCCAGGUAGCUGUGCCGCGCCUGUUGGACGGCUCGCCCCGAGUCCAGCCGGAGGCCGCGCUGGCCGGGAGCAGCCAGCGUCCACCCGCCUCUCCGUUCCCCGCGUCCUGCCCCGCGCAGGAGCUGGACUCUAAAUGACCGGCACUCCGCGGGUGUCAGGCUUCAGCUCCAUCUUCCUAGCGUUGAUUCUGCAAGCGAACCUUCAUGCCAGCACUGCUAGCUUCCUCGAAGUGCAAGCUCAGUGUUAGGUGAAAACGAUUCCUUUGUGUCUCAGCAGUGCCUGAAUUUCUCCUACUCAACUAGCUCCACAAUCGUUCUUCUUUAACUUACCAGCUUUCUCUGUGCUUGAAACAUUUCAGGAAAGAGAAAAAAACCCCGUUUGCUGUGUGGAGAAUGGAUUGGGAAAGAGAAAGAAGACCACGUAGGAAACUGUUGCAGAAGCCCAGAGUACUUUCAAACCAGUGCCCAGGACCAACCAGAACACUCCCUGACCCAGGUGUCUGGAUGGAGACCUGAGCUGGUACAAGGAAGACGUACCUGGAAAUCACAGAGGAUAACAUGGAAAAGAAACCUCAGGAUGUCAGGAAAAGCCCCGCCCGCAGAGGAGUGCCCCCCGUCGUGGGGCUGCUGCUGGCCACGGUCAUCAUGAACGUACUCCUCUACCUCUGCCUCGAUCACUUUUUUAUUUCCUCUCAACGUUCCUCCGUGUACCCCAGUCACUGUCCCUAUGGUUACUUCAGAAUGGGACAGAUGAAAAACUGCUCACCGUGGCUGUCCUGUGAGGAGCUGAGGACAGAAGUGAGACAGCUGAAGCGUGUUGGGGAAGGAGCCGUGAAGAGAGUCUUUCUGUCGGAGUGGAAGGAACGCAAAGUCGCUCUCUCCCAGCUCACCAGUCUGGAGAUGAAAGAUGAUUUCCUCCACGGACUGCAGAUGCUGAAGUCUCUGCAGAGUAAACAUGUUGUCACACUGCUCGGCUACUGUGAGGAUGACAAUACUAUUCUCACUGAGUAUCACCCCUUAGGCUCCUUGAGCAGCCUGGAAGAAACCCUAAACCUUUCCAAGUACCGAAAUGUGAACACGUGGCAGCACAGGCUGCAGCUGGCCAUGGAUUACGUCGGCAUCAUCAACUACCUGCACCACAGCCCCCUGGGCACGCUGGUCAUGUGCGACUCCAGCGACCUGCCCAAGACACUGUCCCAGUACCUGCUGACAAGUAACUUCAGCAUUGUGGUGAACGACCUGGACGCCUUGCCCCUGGUGAACCGCAGCUCUGGGACGUUUGUGAAGUGUGGCCACAGGGAGCUUCACGGGGAUUUCGUGGCUCCAGAGCAGCUGUGGCCCUAUGGAGAGGACAUGCCUUUUCACGAUGACCUCAUGCCCUCGUAUGAUGAGAAGGUCGACAUCUGGAAGAUCCCAGACGUCGCCAGUUUUCUUUUGGGGCAUGUCGAAGGAAGUGAUAUGGUCCGAUUCCAUUUGUUUGAUAUUCAUAAGGCAUGUAAGAGCCAGACGCCUGCAGAGAGACCCACUGCUCAGGAUAUUCUGGACACUUACCAGAAGGUUUUGAAUUCACUCAGAGACACCACGAUGUCUCAGACAAGAGAAAUGCUAUAAAAAACGAGCCCAGCCAGUGAAGGAUGGGAUUUAAGGCACACGUGGACUAGCUGCAGCGGUUCUGCUCUGACGGUGAGCUUGUGCUGUUCAGCCACGUGGCUCUUCCUCUACAUCCAUGUACACACGUGACCGUUCUGCCUCUUCAACAACCUGGGUGGAAGCUGCUAAGCAAGAGCAAACCAGACUUGAUUCAAGUCUGGCUUCACUUUCUAACACUGGUGGCUCCCAGGUGAAGAUGCAGAGAAGCAGUGAGUCCAACCAGUAUCUGGAGGAAGUAACAAAAAUAUAGCUACGAAAAGGCUCCCCCUACCCUAAUAACUGAGUUGUAAGCUUGUAAGAAAUGUAGAUUUUUAAAUGGCAUUAUAUGAAAGAAUCAUAGAGUAGUUCUCCAAAGAACUGUUUUUUCCUCAAUUUUUUAGAUGGUAAUCAAUCUAUGUGGUCAUGGGAGUAUUUCUGGCCUGUUUCACAUGGUAUGGGCAAGGCCAUCUUUACUGUUUUAGAUGAUUGUUCUGUGAAGCUCCUUUGCCAGCCUUCCUCCCGUGAGCUAAAGGAGAAUUAUUAAAGCAUGCUCUUUGAAAUUUUGACUGGAUAAGGAAUAUUUAAAGCAGCAAGCAUAAAGGAAAUGAUAUGUGUUACUAGCUUGGAUGGUACUUGCGAAAUUCCUAUUUACCUUCCAGCUGAGUUUUCAAUAUCCAAAAUUAAUUCUUUUGAACAUUUUACAUCUACACUGUCAUUCAUUACUGGAAAAUGUCAAACCCUUCCACUCAAAUUGCACGAUUGAAUCCUUCAAAAAGCCCUUGGUCACUAUCAUCCUCAUUUGCAGGGGAUGAUGGAUUUGGUGCAUAUUAAUCAUCCCUAAUAAGGUGGUUAAAGCUGACAUGGGGCAGAAUCAUGGGAAUCACAGGGACCUGGGCCUCACUCCAGAGUCUGUGACUCAGUAGGGUCUGGGGUAGAGUCUGAGACUUUGCAUUUUCCAACUGGUUCCCAGGUGCUGCUGGUGCUGCUGGUCUGGGGACUACAUUUUGAGAACCACUGCCCCCAACUGUCAGGGAGGGCACCACAGGCAGUAGGCUAGACCUGUAUUAUCAUUAUUAUCCCCUAGUCUACCUGCCUCCUGUGGUUGACCGUGUACUAUGGUUGGUCAGAGCAUAUGCUUGCCCACAGUAUUUUAACUGUUGCUUUUGUUAUAAAAACACGACAGCCCCCUAGGAUGGCUGUAAUCAAAAGGACAGACAAUAAUAAGUAUUGACAAGGAUGUGGAGAAUUGGAACCCUCAUACAUUGCUGAUGGGAAUGUAAAAUGAUGCAGCUGCUUUGGA